GGAUGAGCAGUAUUGAAUCAAGCUGGUUUAAAUCUAUAGUUAAGGCUCUGAACUUUGAUGUUCUGAUAGCAGGCCUGACUGGUGGUGCUGUUUCCACGCUCAUACUUCACCCGCUUGACGUCGUCAAAAUCCAGUUACAGGUUUCCGAAAAUCACUCCUACCAUGAAAGAAAAGUUUACAAGAACAUGAGGGAUGUUAUUCCGACCGUCUACAGAAAUGGAGGGCUCCUGAGUUUUUACCAAGGAGUGAGCCCCAAUCUAGUUGGAGCGGCUUGUUCUUGGGGGCUUUAUUUCUUUAUUUAUCACGGUUUAAAGACUUCUACCUUACAGAACUCAGAUAAAACAUCAUUGGGCAUGGCAGAACACUUGGCAUAUGCUGCAAUUGCUGGCUUUAUGACUCUUACCUUAACAAAUCCCAUUUGGGUGAUUAAAACUAGGAUGGUACUGCAAGCCUCCAGUAAAAACACCAUGUAUCGAGGUCUGGUGGACGGACUCAGUCAGGUUGCUAGAAAAGAAGGGCUCCGCGGUCUCUACAGUGGCUACCUACCUGGAUUGUUCGGCAUUUCUCAUGGUGUUAUUCAGUUUGUAUCAUACGAAAAAAUGAAGGAGUAUUAUUACAAGAAAAACUCGUACAAUCUCGACGAAAAGCUAGGUGUGUUUCCCUACAUAGCGCUGAGCGCUUCAAGCAAAGUGCUAGCAGUUUCCUUGACAUACCCUUACCAAGUUAUAAGAUCUCGAUUACAAGACGCAUCCUGUCAGUACAACGGUUCCUGGGACAUUAUUAUGAGAACUGUGAGAAAUGAGGGGUGGAGGGGAUUUUACAAGGGGAUAGUGCCUAAUCUGAUCAGAGUAACCCCUGCCUGUUGUAUUACUUUUGUUUGUUUUGAGAAUGUUAUGCAUUAUCUUAAGGCUUACAAGACAAUAUGAUGAUGAUUUGUGUUACAAUAAAGUAAUGUUGUAGGAAUUGAGAAUUUGUUAGGUAUUAUUUUUAUACGAUAAUAUGGCAUAUGUGCUCAAUUAAGGCCAAAUUAGGUCAAGCUAAUUAGUUUUAGUAAUUUAUUAUAUAAUAGAUGUUUACUGGACACUAAAACCAGCAAGAAUGUUGAAAUUAUUCCAAGUAUGUAGAUACUGCCAAUAGUUACUCUGUAUAGUGCAAUUUUUAUUUUAUAAUUUUUGGCUCAAUCCUAUCAGCUUUUACGGUACUGACAAAAAUUGAUAUGACAUUAUUCAUUCUGGAAAAAUCCCA
Molecule: messenger RNA, 1245 nt
Organism: Bolinopsis microptera
Lineage: Eukaryota; Metazoa; Ctenophora; Tentaculata; Lobata; Bolinopsidae
Product: solute carrier family 25 member 32-like
Exons: 1
Coding region: 3-926 (307 amino acids)
Biological process (GO): folate import into mitochondrion; nucleotide transport
Cellular component (GO): mitochondrion
Molecular function (GO): folic acid transmembrane transporter activity; FAD transmembrane transporter activity
Source: RefSeq, a predicted model, not a curated record